CACUCUGCUGUGUGCAGUGCACACCGAAGCUUUUCGGCGGCUCGCUCGCGCACAGACUCAUGACAGGAUACUACGAGCUGAAGAGGGAUUUUUUUUGUGUCUUUUGUUUGUCGUUGGUGUUAAAUAUGGUUUAAAAGACGGCGACGGACGAUGUGUGCGUUCGUGGAGCUGACCGUCGUUCCGACGUGACCGAGCAGAAUGCCGUUGUUGUGCGUUUGUUAGGCAAAACAUCCUUUCUGCUGAUACAAACACACAAACGGACGGCUUUGACAGCUUCCACAUCCACAACAGCCAACGGAAGCCAUGGCGACACAAAACGACUGCUGUGUGAAAGUCUCUUUGAGGAUUCGUCCUCAGAUGGCGAAGGAGAAGAUCGAGGGCUGCCACAUCUGCACCUCCGUAACCCCCGGAGAGCCCCAGGUGCUGCUGGGUAAAGACAAGGCCUUCACGUAUGACUUUGUGUUUGACAUGGAUGUCCAGCAGCAGACGAUCUACAGCGCCUGCGUCCACAAGCUUAUCGAGGGUUGUUUUGAGGGAUAUAACGCGACAGUGUUCGCCUACGGGCAGACGGGUUCGGGGAAGACGUACACCAUGGGCACGGGCUUCGAUGUGACCGUGAGCGAGGACGAACAGGGGAUCAUCCCACGUGCCGUGCGUCAGCUCUUCCAGGGCAUUCAGAGACGACGAAAGGAAGCUCAGGACAGCGGCGCACACCCGCCUGAGUUUAAAGUCAGCGCCCAGUUUCUCGAGCUCUAUAACGAGGAGAUCCUGGACUUGUUUGACAGCGUCCGCGACCCUGGCAGGAAGUCGAACAUAAAGAUCCACGAGGACUCCAGCGGAGGCAUCUACACUUCGGGAGUGACCUCACGCCUGGUCAGCUCCGAGGAAGAGCUCCUCCAGUGUCUGAAGCUCGGCGCUCUGUCCCGCACCACAGCCAGCACUCAGAUGAACGCCCAGAGCUCCCGUUCUCACGCCAUCUUCACCAUCCACCUGUGCCAGAUGAGAGUGUGUCCUCAGACCCAGCUGGCGAACGGGUCUGUGAGUGCUGAAGUGAACGGUGUAGCUGACGACUCGAUGUCCCAGGCUGAGUAUGAAACCCUCACGGCCAAGUUUCACUUUGUAGAUCUGGCGGGAUCCGAGCGGCUCAAACGCACAGGAGCUACGGGCGAGAGGGCACGAGAGGGCAUUUCCAUCAACUGCGGCCUGUUGGCUCUGGGUAAUGUGAUCAGUGCGCUUGGAGAUCAGAGUAAGAAGGCUGGGCAUGUGCCUUACAGAGACUCCAAACUCACUCGCUUACUCCAGGAUUCGCUUGGAGGGAACAGUCAGACCGUAAUGAUCGCCUGUGUCAGCCCCUCGGACCGGGACUUCAUGGAGACACUAAACACACUGAAGUAUGCUAACAGGGCACGCAACAUCAAAAACAAAGUGGUGGUGAACCAGGACAAGACCAGUCAGCAAAUCAGCGCACUGCGGGCCGAGAUCGCCCGUCUGCAGAUGGAGCUCAUGGAGUAUAAAGCGGGGAAGCGUGUGGCCGGGGAGGAUGGCUCGGAAGGCUUCAGCGACCUGUUCCAGGAGAACGCCAUGCUACAGAGGGAAAACGACAACCUGCGCAUGCGCGUGAAGGCCAUGCAGGAGACCAUCGACCAUCUCAACACCCGAGUCACUCAACUCCUGACCAAUGAGAUUAACCUGCUGCUCACCAAGACAGGGGAAACUAAUGAGGAGAUUGGGAAUCUGAUCCAAAGCUACAUCAGAGAGAUUGAAGAACUCCGGUCUAAGUUGUUGGAGAGCGAGGCGAUGAACGAGUCUUUGAGACGCAGCGUGUCUCGUCUCUCCUCCCGCUCUCCUUAUCCUGCCUCUCAUGCGCCUCCACCUGGACACCCCCUGGGCUCCUCCCCAUCCGUUUCCAUGGAGGCCGAGAUGACGGACGUGCUUCGGCGAGCCAAGCUGGACAUCGAAAGGCUGAAGAAGAAAGAGAGGAAUCAGAGGCGCAAGAGUCCAGGAACGGAGAAGGGCUUGAAGAAGAGAGCAAAGCUCCAGGCUCAGGAGAACGGCCAGAGCUGUGAGAGCAGAGAGAAUGGAGACGGCAACUCUGAUAACGAGCCUGAAGAGGAGGGUAUGUACCCUCUGCCUGAAGAGGAGAGUGGCUGUGAUGAAGAUGAGGAGGAUGAGGAAGAGGAGCUCAGGGAGGAGGACGAAUUCGACAGCGAUGAGAGCCUGGUGGACUCAGACUCUGACUCUGAUGAGAAAGCAAACUUCCAAGCCGACUUGGCCGACCUGACAUGUGAGAUCGAGAUCAAGCAGAAGCUAAUAGAUGAACUGGAAAACAGUCAGCGGCGGCUACUGACACUAAAACUCCAAUAUGAAGAGAAGCUCAUCCUGCUGCAGAACAAGAUCCGUGAUACGCAGCUGGAGAGGGACCGCGUACUGCAGAACCUCAUGUGCAUGGAGAACUACACAGAGGAAAAGGCCAGCAGGAUUAAGGCGGAGUACGAGAAGCGUCUGAAGGAGAUGAACAGGGAUCUGAUGAAGCUGCAGGCGGCGCAAAAGGAGCACGCUCGCCUGCUGAAGAACCAGGGCCGCUACGAGAGAGAGCUUAAGAAGCUGCAGGCUGAAGUGGCUGAGAUGAAGAAAGCCAAGGUGGCAUUGAUGAAGCAGAUGAAAGAGGAGCAGCAGAGGAGGAGGAUGAUUGACGUCAAGAGGAACAGAGAGAUCGCCCAGCUCAAAAAGGAACAGCGACGGCAAGAGUAUCAGAUCCGUGCUCUUGAGUCGCAGAAGCGGCAGCAGGAGAUUGUCCUCAGGAGGAAGACUCAGGAGGUGACGGCUCUGCGUCGACUAGCUAAACCCAUGUCGGAGCGUGUGUCGGGCCGUGUCUCUCGUCGUCCACCCAGCCUGGACUCGGGAGCCGAGCUCUCAGCCAGCACCACCACCUCGACGACCACAUCAUCAGAACUCGAGUCUAGCCGUUCUGUCUCCAGCAUCGUCCGCCAGUGGAACAACAAGCUGAAUGGCUAUCUGGGAGAGAGCGAGGGAUCUGGAGGUGGAUUGUCCCGGCUGGCCAAUGGCAGGAAGAAGUUACAGAGGAAGGGUGUGAGCAGCAGCUUCUCAAAGACGGCGCGGCAAAAAUGGCAGGCUCUGGAGAGGAGGGUCAUGGAUAUAGUGAUGCAGAGGAUGACCAUUGCCAACAUGGAAGCCGACAUGGACCGCCUCAUAAAGAAACGAGAGGAGUUGUCCAUGCAGCAGGAGGCGCUGUUGCGUAAGCGAGAGAAGCUCCUGAGCGAGGGGCCUAGAGAGGAGGAUGAUGAACGAGUUGUUCAGGAGAUGAAUGAAGAAAUCGAGGUGCUCAAUGCCAACAUCGACUACAUCAAUGACAGCCUGUCUGACUGCCAGGCCACAAUUGUACAGAUUGAAGAGACCAAGGACGAGUUGGACUCAGUGGACAUGUCGGUGGUCAUCAGUUCCUGCUCCCUGACAGAAGCCCGUCACCUUCUGGACCAUUUCCUGAAGGCCUCCAUAGAUAAAAAUUUACAGGUGGCUCAAAAAGAAGCCCAGAUCAGGCUGUUAGAGGGACAGCUGCGACAGACAGACAUGAUUGGCUCUUCCCAUAAUCACAUGAUCCUGGACGCCUUGCGGGAGAAGGCGGAGUGUAUCCCAGAGUUACAGGCUCUCAUUCACAAUGUCCAGCAGGAAAAUGGCUAUGCUAGCACGGACGAGGAGGUGUCCGAAUUUAGCCAGGCCUCAGAAACAAGUUACUCACAAAUGAAAUCAUCAGCCAGUCAGGAUGACUUCAAGAUCAAGUCUGAGCCUCGCAUCUCAGUUCAGAUGAAGGCAGUAUCAGCCGAGUACUUAGGCCCCAUCCUGGACUCCACCACCAAGAACAUCACCAAGUCUCUGGCCUCUCUGUCCGAGAUUCAGGAGAACGGCUUGGGCUUUGUUCUGCGCGAGACCUACUCCAGAGAAAGCCUGUCCCGCACGAUCAACCUGCCGGUCCGAGGACACACGUUUCCCAGGCAGUCCAGAGGCUCAGAUGCAUCUCCAUUCACCAGGCGACCUUCAUAUGAUAGAAGUCAGUCAUACAGACCUCCUGAGACAAUCUACACCCCCCCCUCGUCCCCUCCUCUCCGUACCCGUAACGACCGCAAUGUUUUCUCCCGCCUCACAAGCAACCAGAGCCAGGGUUCUGCACUGGACAAGUCUGAUGACAGCGACUCCUCUCUCUCGGAGGUCCUCAGGGGUGUGAUCAGUCCCAUGGCAGGGCUGAAGGGGGGCAGAACGGCUCCUCUGCAGUGUGUGGCCGUGGCUGAGGGACACUCCAAGCCUGUGCUCUGCCUUGACGCUACCGACGAGCUGCUUUUUACUGGAUCCAAAGACCGCACGUGUAAGAUGUGGAACCUGGUGACUGGGCAGGAGAUCGUGACACUGAGGGGACACCCCAACAACGUGGUGUCUGUCAAAUACUGUAGCAGCUCCGGCCUGGUCUUUACUGUCUCCACGUCCUACAUCAAAGUGUGGGACAUCCGUGACUCUGCCAAGUGUGUGCGCACCUUCACGUCCUCAGGUCAGGUGGUGUCAGGAGAUGCCUGUGCUGGCACCACCACCCGCACAAUCACCACAACCCAGGGAGAAUACCAGAUCAAUCAGAUCGCCCUAAACCCAUCCGGCUCCGUGCUCUACGCUGCGGCAGGGAACACAGUCCGAACCUGGGACCUCAACAGAAUGCAGGCCUCGGGGAAGCUGACAGGCCACAUCGGCUCAGUCAUGUGUCUAACAGUGGGCUACUCCGGUGGAGGCAAAGACCAGGUCAUCACCGGCUCUAAGGAUCACUAUGUGAAGGUGUUUGAUGUCGCGGAAGGCAUGCAGGGGAACAUCGGUCCCGCUCACAACUUUGAGCCGCCUCACUACGACGGCAUCGAGUGUCUGGCCGUGCACGGCGACGUGCUGUUCAGCGGCUCCCGUGACAACGGCAUCAAGAAGUGGGAUCUGGAGCAACAGGAACUGAUUCAGCAAAUCCCAAACGCCCAUAAGGACUGGGUGUGUGCGCUAGCCUAUGUGCCCGGGCGACCCAUGCUGCUGAGUGCCUGCAGGGCGGGCAUGCUGAAGGUCUGGAACGUGGACAAUUUUACACCCAUCGGCGAAAUCAAGGGUCAUGACAGUCCAAUCAAUGCCAUCUGCACCAACUCCAAGCAGAUCUUUACCGCCUCCAGUGACAGGACUGUGAAGAUCUGGAACCUGAGGAUCGCAAAGAAGAGGUGACGGCUUGACGACUUUUAUCGAUGGUCUACGUUCCUUUUGUUGGGCUGCUGACCGCAAGGUGACAAGGUGUGCUUGUCCUCAGAGGUCAGAGGUCAGAGGUCACAGUCUGGAGCUCCGGUGCCACAUGAAGGUCUCGUAAUGGAAGAACCUUCAUGAGACGAUGAAGGCAAUAGUGAAUCUAAGGUGCCACCAUGUUGGUAUUUUCGACUGCACACCAAAUAAUGAGAUGAGCGUGGGUCUACUCCGUGCACAUCCAUUUACAGAAAGUGUCCUUCUGUGCCAAUUCGUUUUUUUGAAGAAAAAAAGUGUCACUUUAGAUAGUAGCUGCUGUCCACUUUUGUUUAUUUAUUAUUUCAAGGAUAAAAACAGGCCAAUAUGGAGGCCUUGGGAAAUCACUUCUGAGCCAAAUGGUGGGGAAAAGCACAUUUCAGUUUUACCCCCUGGAGACCCAAAUGUUUCUCUUUUUUGAUUGACUGAAUAUCAGACUUUAUCAUAGCAAGCGUUCUACCGGAAGCAAGAAGGAGAUUGAUUCUUCUGUUACCAUCUGGCGGAGGUUCUCUGGAGAGUCUGGAUACGGACGGAGCUUGUUCCAAGACGUGACUGUGUAAUAGUGCUGGCACACUCACCACACACACCGUCGCCUUCCUCUGAGGUGUCUACUUAAGACUUUUUACAAAAUCUAAUACAUACUCGGUGUCUUCUCAAUCCCUCAUCAUCUUGAACACGCUCAACAAAACUUUGUACAGCUUCCUCUCCUUUUCGAACAAGUGUUUCCUCCUGUGCUGUGACGUUUCCAUGUUCUACCUCAGGUUUAAAUGUGUUUUGGGGUCCCAAGCCCUGUCAGUUGUUUGCGUUUCGGGCUUUAGGUCUAUUUCCUCAUCUUCUUAUUACUGGCCUGUGAAUAUAGUGCUCUCUGAGCUCCGCAAGCCCCUUAUCCACACUCUGCUGAGCGGACACUUUCGGAGACUGGCUUCAAUAAGCUCGGGCCAGCAGCGGCCCAGAGUGUGCAAUAAAACCGACAGUUUGCUCUAAUGAAGGCUCUAGUGCUUAAGCAGGCAGAAUGACUCUUUCCUUUAGUGAGUUUAGAAGGACCUACUCUCCUGCUGAGAGUCAGUGCGUAAUCAGUUCAGUUUGGUCUGAACCAACUGAGUGAGUUUGGACUGUUUUUAAUGCUGGAAACGGUGGCUAGGCUAACCACGGUGCAUCAGUGGUUAACAGAGCGUAAUCUAACAGAAGUCAUUAUCGUCAACCACCAUAUUUGUGAAAAUAUUACGCAGCUUUGUAGUUCAUGGAUCUAAAGCUCUAUAACACGGUGAGCAUUUUGUUUAGCUCAUUGGUAAGGAAGUGCAGUAUUAGGGGAUUACAUGUAAUAGUUAAUAGGUUAGGAAUUAGCAAUGUUAGAUUUUAUGCGCAUGGGUCGGUUAGUUCACAGAGCAAGUGAAAUUGAUCUCAUUGCAUCCCAAUGCAAAGUCUCGCGGGGAAUUUUUCUUAAAUAAUUUUUCACAGGGGUCUUUGAUGAAUAGCCUGGGGGUCCAGGUGGAAAUCAUGCCCCAAUAUCAUCACCGUUAUUAUUGAGCUCGUAUAGACGGAAUAUUAUUAUACACAUUCACACAAUGAGUAUAAUAUUUGAACACUUGGAUGAUGUUGAUAAAAUAAGUCGUACUGAAUGGAAUUUAUUUUACAUGUAAAUCCCACAGACCUAUUUUUUCCCCCCCAGGACCCAUGAAAUAUAACGCAUAAACCAAACACUGGCAGAACAUCAAAUAGUUCUGAAAGCCCUUUGGGCCAGACACAAGUUGUGACUACAUCUGGAAUUAUCUCCUAGGAUCCAUCCCAAUUUCCUUUUUCCACUGCAUCUCUUUAAAAUAUGCAGAGAGCAGUGUUGAGAAGUAGGUCGGCUUCAGAGCUGUGUUUUUUUCUGCUCACCUUUUGAAAAACAAAAAAACAAAAAAAAAAACGAAACGGGAAACUGGCCCGUCGGUGCCAGAGGAGCCGACACGCCUGAUGGGGGUAUGUGGGCGAUGGCAGGUUUCAUCUUGGCACAACACUGGUAUGCACGGAGUAUUUUUAGAGCAUCAAUCAUCAUCUUCCAGGGCUGCACUCUUCUUCCAGCCCCCAGAUUUACUGUCUUUUUUAAUGAAACAUAUUUAUCACCCUAAUCUUUUUUUCUGGGCGGCCCCUGGCGCAUCUAUAUCUGUUGUAGCAGCUGUCGGAGGGUGCUCGGCUGUCAGACCCGAGCUCUGAUUUCCAGCUGUGAGGGAUGGGUGUGCUGUGCUAAAAGCCCUGCAGCACAGAUGAUGGCACAUCGAGCUGUGUUUAAGGAGCCGGUGUCCCAUUAAAACUGUGUCGUCCCCCCCCCCCCCCCACCCCCCCCACCCCCCCCCCCAGUUUCUUUGUAUAUUUAAUAUGAUAAUGUUCAAGCAAGGAAUGGAGGAUUUUGUCUUAAUGAUGCCAUCAUGCUAUGAUGUGAAUACCAUUGUCUUCUUAUAAAAAUGUGAUGCUGCUGUUCAUGUUUAGCAAGAGAUUAUAUUAGAUGUUCAUACCACAGCAUUGUUGAAUUCUCGAUUCGGAUUGGUUGAUUCAUUAUCUAGAACAGAAGCUGUGAAGGUAGUUCCAGCUGAAAGGUUUAUAUUAAUGUGCUCAAAAGGAAGGAGUCUCCAGUGUCGGUGCUUUGUAACAAUCAGAGAUAAAGCUUACACAAAGUCUUCAAGGAUGGAGGACUUUGCAAUUAGAGAAGCUGCAUUUUUUAAAAUUUUCUUUCGUGAACUUCGAGAGAGAGAGAGAGAAAAAGAGACUAGCGAUGGAUACCUGUUAAAACACACAUGAGAACGGGAACUAAUGUGGGAGUUACGCAACGUUAAACAUAAUAAAUAAACAGUACGUGUCAUUAGUUAAGGAAUAAAAAAAUGGUUCUAAGUGUUCUAAGAGGAGUAAAACAUUUCAGGACAUGCCGUUAUCGGAAAAUCAACUGUUGAUUCUUUUUCCUAUUACUGCACACCACCAAGUGUUUUAUUCCUCACAUAAUAACGCAUCACCAGCCAGUAGAAAUGUCUGAAGUUUAUCCAAUUCAUUCUAGACACAGAAAGAAGGAAGAUCUGAACGGUCUUCUGAACAGUGUACAAUGCAAAAAGUUUUGGCACACUCUCCCAAACCAUCAUCAUCUUUUGAGCUAGAAAUUCUCCAAAGUUUGUGGAAAUCGGAAUCACUUUUUACCCCGUCCACAUCGCAAACACGCCCAACAAAACUAUUUACUUUGUCUACCUAUCUCUCAUCGUUUUUUUUGGUCCAAAUAAAUGUGAUCUUUAUAUAAUAGUCAUGGAACCCUGUGAAAACGUGUAGUAUUUGUAGUAAAAAGAGUGAUUUGGAGCACUGCGACAGAUCACUAAAGUUCUUGCCAAAGCCUUUGAACUGUGAUCAUUGCGGUACAUAUUAUGUGCUUGUUUUUGUUCAUCCAGCAUUUCCCCUUUCUUUAAUGCUGUUGUUAAACUAAUGAGUCAUCUACAGUAAAUAACCCCCCUACCCACCCUCCCUUGAAAACGAAUCCUUUUUCAAAGAAUGCCCCCUCAUUAGUGAGCUGAAGAGACUGGAUGUCUGGCUUUAUUCAUUUCAUUUUAGAAAUGAAGGCAUUUCAGAGUUUUUUUUUUUUUUUUCUUUUGAAACUGCUUUAUCCUUUUCAUAUCGUUUCGUUGUUGAACGUUGACUGGAAUGUGAAGGAAGCUUUAUUUGGCUAGUGCUCAACGACUGUGAAAUGGAGGGAUAUAACCUCUUAGUGCGCGUUGAAUGAAAUGUGGAUUUAAUGGCCUGCACUUCACGCCAUGAAUAUGACCGCAAUACAGGAAACUGAUCGGCCAGUGUGUGAUGAAAACCGGCUCCUGAAUUUGCAACCGCUCACCUAGUCGUGCAGCUUUUUUUUUUUUGGUGCUCAACACAAACACAACCAUCACAAUACGGUGUAACUAAAUCUUUGUUUUCUUUUUUUCCUCUGGAGUUCAUAUGUUUUUGCAUGGCCUGAACGUGACGCAGAAAUGAACUGUACAUAGUCAACACGGCACUGUUUUCUGCAUUUGGGAGGAUGUCAAUGCCUGACUAUAGGCAUCUACAAUCAUCUGUGCACGAACCUGGGCUUUGUGCUGCUGCUGCUGCUUUCUUAUUUAACAAAAUAAGAAAGUGGGGUGGGAGUAGCCCCUCUUUGCCUUAUGCUCCAACUCUCUGUCUCUUAAGCCUUCACCACCUUAGACUGAUCCUCAGCAUUGCCUCUUAAAAGCUCAGCGAUGGUUCAACCUUUGGACGUGUCUGUAAAUCCUUAGCAAUAGAUUUUGAACAUGUAUAUGAUAUUAUUUUGUGCACAAGACUCUUACAACUUGUUCUUAUUUUGUAUAGGAAAUGGAAACCAUUUGAUACCUUUUGGUGAGUACUGGGAAAAGAAGAUUGGACGAUGUCGUUUAAAAAGAAAAUCACUAAAUAUCACUAAAAGCAAUUAGCGUUUGUCACAGAAAAGGUGAGCACAAAUCAGACCUUGUACCGGCUCUAGCUGAUGGAUAUCAGAGACGGCAGGCGAAGGCACGUGCAGAGAGCAGGUACAUCACGCAGCGGCAAAACAACAGGGUCAAAGGUGCCUUUUUAUUGCACAGACUCCUCCCAAGGACUGAAACUGUUUCUACAGUGGUGUUUGUCUGUUUUCUUACAUGUGCAUAUGGGUGUAAAAAUACUUGACUGUAAAUAUUGUAUUCAUUUUUUUUUUAUUUAAUGAUUGAUCAAGCAUUGCUGCAAAAAAGAAUAAAAAAAAAGGCUCAA
Molecule: messenger RNA, 10047 nt
Organism: Ictalurus punctatus (channel catfish)
Lineage: Eukaryota; Metazoa; Chordata; Actinopteri; Siluriformes; Ictaluridae
Gene: kif21b
Product: kinesin family member 21B
Exons: 34
Coding region: 304-5253 (1649 amino acids)
Biological process (GO): microtubule-based movement; mitotic spindle organization
Molecular function (GO): microtubule motor activity; ATP binding; microtubule binding
Source: RefSeq, a predicted model, not a curated record